UUCUUCUUCAGCUCUUCUGCCUGUCUUGUUAAGGUCGGCUGCGGUCAAUAGAAGGAUUUAACUAUUCUCUGAUUAAAUUUUCUAACCUUCCUCUAAUUUUAAAGAAAAUGAGUGCCUGGAGAGCAGCAGGAUUGAACUACAUCCAGUACUCUAACAUUGCCGCCAAGCUUUUGAGGCGAGCAUUAAAACCUGCUGCAAAAACUGAUGCCAUGAAGAGAGACGAGUCAUUUGUCAGGUUCACACCUUGGAAGGACGGAAAGGCAGUCACUGACAAGCCAUAAUUUGACCAUCAUGGAUAAUCCUCAACACCCGGCAGCAGCUAAGUCCAAAGCCAGCGAUCUCCAUCUUAGAUAAUCUUCAUUUGUAACCAUUUGUGGCAGAAUUAUUAUUACUUUGUACCUGGGACUGUCUCAAGCAGAUAGUGAUAUGAUUCUGCAACAAAAACUGUUUGUUCUGUAAUAAAAUUUGUUGCCUAUA
Macrosteles quadrilineatus (aster leafhopper) is the source of this 477-nucleotide messenger RNA. RefSeq names its product protein stunted-like. Gene Ontology annotation, cellular component: mitochondrial inner membrane. Lineage: Eukaryota; Metazoa; Arthropoda; Insecta; Hemiptera; Cicadellidae. Gene Ontology annotation, molecular function: proton-transporting ATP synthase activity, rotational mechanism. Gene Ontology annotation, biological process: proton motive force-driven mitochondrial ATP synthesis. Bases 108 to 281 code for a protein of 57 amino acids. The transcript is spliced from 4 exons. The record is from RefSeq and is a predicted model, not a curated record.